UUAAUGGCCCAACAAAAACAAGUACAAAAAUUUCAGUUAAUGUUGUUAUUAUUAUUAUUGAUUUUCCCCAGUCGAUCCGAAAUUGAGCGUAAAACCCAGCGAAUCAGCUGUUUGGCGGCAACGCGAGCAAAACAAAACAAUUAUAUAUCCGCUGCAGCCGCAAAAACAACAGAAAAAUCAAAAAAAAAGAAAAGAAAAGAAAAACAACUGCGCCGCGAUAAAAUUGUUUGCCAAUAAGAAUCGGGCUUAGUGCGAAUUGGCAUCCGAAAGAUACAGGAACGUGUGGUGGCUGCAGCUGCACCAGGAAGACGAUGGUUUUCUUCAAGUUCUUGAAGAGCAAACUGUAACGUAUAUAAAAAGGAACAGCAUAUCAACGUAAACAUACGCGAGUAUCCAAAACAAAACAAAACAUACAAAAAAGUUACGAAAAAGAUACAAAAAAAGAUACAGCCGAAGGGAAUAACAAUGCGCGAAAUUCAGGCCUCCCAAUUUAUGACGAAGACAAAUCGCUUGGUGGUUUUGCGGCAUGGCGAGAGCGAUUUCAACAUAGAGAAUAAGUUCUGCGGGUGGCAUGAUGCGCCCUUAAGCGAAUUUGGCAUCCAGGAGGCUCUAACGGUGGCGAUUCCUGCUCUGGCCCAGUCUCAGCUGGAAUUCGACGUGGUCUAUUCGUCCGUAUUAAGCAGAUCCCGGCAAACGGCCGAAUUGAUCCUCUGCAAGUUGAACUGUGCCUAUGUGCCCAUCAAGAAGGAUUGGCGGCUAUGCGAACGGCAUUACGGGGAUCUGACGGGCUACCGGAAACGGAAGGUGGCCGAUCGCUUCGGGGAGGAGCAGGUUCAGGCCUGGCGACGAGGAUACGACUGUGUUCCCCCGCCCAUCGAGGAGAGCAAUCGGUACUACUACACCAUCUGCAGCAAUCCCAUUUUCGAUGAUGUUCCCCCCGGCGAGUUCCCUCUGUCUGAAUCCCUGCACAUGUGCGUCGACCGGGUGAAACCCGUCUGGAAGGAGGUCAAACGGGAGGUGCUCAAGGGCUCCCGGGUCCUGAUGUGCGUCCACGGCACUGUGGCACGUGCCCUCGUUCAGCAUAUCGAGGGAAUCUCCAACGAGGCCAUCGAAAAGGUCAACAUUCCGAACUGCGUGCCACGCGUCUACGAGUUCGACUUAAAUUCGGGAGGCUUGGUGGGCGGCGCCAUUAACCUGGGAGAUCAGGAGUAUAUCAGGCGGAAAACAGCCCAGGUGGCUGCCAUUGGUGACUGAUUGAGGAAGAUCCCUCGACUUUUGUGGGAUUUACAUUCCUGAGCCGUCUUCUUGAGGUCCAAGGAGGUCGGCUGUUUAGGAUAUUAUAACAUUUAUUUAUUUGUCUACCCCGUCUGAUAUUUUCGGCCAAAAAUAUACUAUUUAUACAAAACAUAA
Messenger RNA from Drosophila takahashii, 1410 nucleotides. RefSeq names its product phosphoglycerate mutase 2. Gene Ontology annotation, biological process: glycolytic process. Gene Ontology annotation, molecular function: intramolecular phosphotransferase activity. Lineage: Eukaryota; Metazoa; Arthropoda; Insecta; Diptera; Drosophilidae. The record is from RefSeq and is a predicted model, not a curated record.